Messenger RNA from Gambusia affinis (western mosquitofish), 8303 nucleotides. RefSeq names its product AT-rich interactive domain-containing protein 1B-like. The record is from RefSeq and is a predicted model, not a curated record. Gene Ontology annotation, biological process: positive regulation of DNA-templated transcription; chromatin remodeling; regulation of transcription by RNA polymerase II. Gene Ontology annotation, cellular component: brahma complex; nucleoplasm; SWI/SNF complex. Bases 288 to 6950 code for a protein of 2220 amino acids. The transcript has 21 exons. Lineage: Eukaryota; Metazoa; Chordata; Actinopteri; Cyprinodontiformes; Poeciliidae. Gene Ontology annotation, molecular function: nucleosome binding; DNA binding.
GGGAGACGCUGCUACACAUUACAGAGAACCGGGGAUGGAGGAGAGGCGGAGAGGGGUGGAAGAAGAAAAAAAGUUUCGUUCAAAGCUGGCAGAGAAACUUUCAACAUGAAGCCUCACCAUUUCACCACAGCAAAACCUUCGUUAUAGGAAAAAAAAGCUAGACUUCUUUUGGUAUUUUUUUUCUCCCAGCUCUCAGAUUGUGUUUCUCCCCUUUCCCUGUUGUCAUUUUCUGUGCGCAAGGCUGGUCGGGGCUUGCUGUCACUGCGCGCUGAGAUGUUGGAGUGACCAUGGCUGCGCAAGUGGCAUCGGCUCCGACCAGAACUAAUAAUAAAAAUAAGAAAUUAUCCGGCGCUUUGGCUCCGGAGCUCAAUUCGGGGAAAUCCGGAGGAGGAGGUGGAGGCGCAGGGACCGCGCAGCGGAGCGGACAGAUGCUGGGUGCCGGCGAUGGAACUCUGAAUAAUGUAGACCAUCACCGCCGAGGCGAGCUCGGCAGCAUGGUCCAUUCAACUUCCGCGGCGCACAAAGCUCCGGACGGCCACGACAAGACCGGGAUUAACCUCUCGGCGUCAAACUCAAACACUUCCCCGAUGGAAGCGGCUCUGAUCGCGAACCACAAGCUGAAAUGUGCUGGGAGCGGAGAUGCGCCUCAACCUCAACAGCAGCAGCCACCGCCGCCGCAGUUCGGCCAGUUUGCGGCACAUCAGCAGCGACAAAGUAACAACAGCAACAACGGGCAGCCCCCCCGGGGGGACAGAAGUGUGGACCACCAGCAGCACGGUGGUAAGGAGAACCUGUUGGUGGGGCAGGAGGAGUCCCAGCAGCAGCACGGCCCGGGGAAAGGUGAGGGGGACCUCACCUGUAAACCCACGGAGAGGAUGAUGGGCUCCAGGUUUGAACACUCCAACUUGGGUCCCCCUGCUAACAACUCUGAGUUUAAUAACAGCUAUUACACUUCAAGGCCGUGUUAUGAUCAACAUGCCGGGCAGCAACAACAAAGCAGUGGAAUGGGGGUAACUCAGGACUCCAAUGAAGGGGGGUACCACAACAGCCAGUACGGCCAGUACCCAGCAUACCGGGCGGGCUACGGCGGAGGGGCCUACGGGAUGAUUGGCUCCUCCGGAUGCAGGCAGCCAGGCAACAUGAUGAUGGGCAGCAACUCCUCUGCGACCCACGGCAAGUCCCCUGCUUCUGGUGGGUUUCAGAGGUACCCGGGACAAACACAGCAGCAGCAGGGGCCCUCAGGGGCCACGCCAACCCUCAAUCAGCUGCUGACGUCCCCCAGUCCGAUGAUGCGGGGUUACGGAGGUGCUUAUCAGGACUACGGCGGCCCGACGCCUCAGCAGCAGGCGAGCAUGGCUUUGGGGAAAGACGUGGGCCCCCAAUAUGGAGCCAGCACUGGCCAUUGGGGAGGGCAGCAGAGGAACCAUCCGCUUUCGAUGAACGCAGGCAGCGGAGGGCAGGGCCUCGGCAGAACACAGGUUCCCUCCAUGGAUUUCAUGGCUAUGAAGCGCUCGCAGAUGUAUGGAAUGACCAACAAUCCGUAUUCCACUCCUCAACAGCCAGGUGCCGGAAAUUACCCCUCAAGCCAACCAUACGCAUCACCUCCUUCACAUCGAUAUCCAAUGAGCAUGCAGGGGAGGAGCCAAAUGAGCAUGAGCGGCAUGCAAUACCCUCAACAACAGCAGGUUGCACCAUAUGGCCAGCAGUCGAUGGGAGGGUUCAGCAGGGAGCAGCAAGGAGGGCAGCAGGGAACCCCUCCGUACUUCAGUCCUCCUCAGCAGACUCCCACAGGCCUGUCCCAGAGUUCCUACCUGCAGCCUCGACCACCUCUGCAGCAGGAGACUCAGCAGGAAAGCUACAGCAUGAGAGGACCUGCUCAGGGGAAUUCUGGGAAGACCACCAACGAGGACGGAGUCGCCCAGGACCGUCCUUCCAGUCUGCCGGAUCUCUCUGGCUCGAUUGAUGACCUCCCCACUGGGACAGAGGCCGGACUGGGCUCGGCUGUCGGAACUGGCGGAUCCUCCAACGGCAGCAGCAGCGGUAGCAGCCAAGGGGAGCCGGGAGGCGCCGGUAACCAGGGACAGUCCCCCUUCUCUCCCCAUGCCUCCCCCCACCUCCCUGGCCAGAGGAGUGGGCCCUCUCCCUCUCCGGUGGGGUCCCCAGCAGGCUCCACUCAGUCCCAGCCGUCCCGUUCGGGCUCAGGACCAAUUUCUCCUGCCAGUGGACCCCCUGCCAACACCACAGCUCCAGGUUCAGCUGUGGCCCCGUUGAGCUCUGGAAAUGGACCCGAUACAGCCCAUCUGCCAAUCACACGCUCCCCUGUGGCUCAGGAGAGAGGUUUUAUGUCCAACAUGCAGAGAAACCAGUCUGGCUCGCAGUUUGCACCUCCCCAGUCCGGACCUCCCAUGUCACCUCACGCAUCCCACGGAGGCUCAAUGUAUCCCAGCAUGGGUCCAUAUUCACAGAGUGGCCCUGCAGGUCCCUAUGGACCUCAAGGACCCCAAUAUGGACACCAAGGUAACUACCCUCGGCCCUCUAACUACAUUGGGUCAGCCGGAAACAACUACAGCAGCCACGGCCUGUCCAACAGUCUGGGGAUGAAUGCCACUAGCCCCAUGCACGGACAAGGGCCUGGAGGACGGAGCCAUGGUCCGGGGAGCCAGAACAGGACCUACCCAUUAAUGGGUCCCACUUCUCCCAGCAUGCCACAACCAGCUGGACCAGGGAUGGGUCCUCCAUCUAAUCGCAAGCCUCAGGAGGGAGCUGUAGCCAACUCGGUGCACAACAGGCAGGGAAACUACCAAGCCCCUGGUAUCAACCAAGUGAGCUCUGGCUCCUACAGUCAGCCAACGAGCAACAACAGUUCGACGACAGGCAACGGACAAGGUCCAGGCUACGGUAUGCCGCCUGCAGGAGCAACGAGCCUCUCAGGAGACAACAUAAUGAGCCCAGAAAGUAAACAAAAAAUGGAUGUCAAAGAUGACAGCGGCCCAAACAACGAGCCACACAAACCAAAGCUGCAGGAUGGUUAUGUGAACAAUAACAGCAGCAGUGUUUCCCAACCAGCCACUCCAGGCGGCACCCUGCCUGUGCCCUCCCCCCUCUCUCCCAGUCCUGCCAGCCUGUCUUCCUACCACGGAGACGACAGCGACAGCAUCAGUAGCCCACCGUGGCCUCUGAAGACCCCCUGUAGUCCCCAGAAAGUCAACCCCAACUCGUCGUUCAGUGGUGGCGAGCGGAUAAGCCGGCUGUAUGAACUCGGUUCAGAGCCAGAGAGGAGAUCUUGGGUGGAGCGCUACCUGACCUUCAUGGAGGAGCGGGGUACACCUGUUUCUCAGCUCCCAGUUGUGGGCAAGAAGCCACUUGAUCUCUGGAAGCUCUAUGUUGCUGUUCGGGAAAUAGGAGGCCUCGCCAUGGUUAACAAGAACAAGAAGUGGCGCGAGCUAUCCAGCACUCUGAAUGUUGGUACGUCCAGCAGCUCUGCCAGCACGCUCAAGAAGCAGUACAUCCAGUAUCUGUUUGCCUACGAGUGUAAGAUGGAGAGAGGAGAGGAACCACCAACAGACAGCAAUAGCGGUGGCAGCUUGACUGAAGGGGACAGCAGGAAGCAGGUCAAGAUCCAGCCGCCCUCACCUGCCAACUCAGGUGGCUCACUCCAAGGUCCACAAACGCCCCAGUCAUCUGGCAGCAGCUCUACAGCAGAGGCAGCAGGCGACCUGAAACCACCCACACCUGCCACCACUCCACUGGGACAAGUCACUCCACUGCCCCCCAACAGGAGCAGUGUAAGUGUGCAGGACCCCUUCUCGGAGGUGAGCGACCCGGCCUUUCAGAAGCGGACGAGCAGCCUGCCCCCCUCAGCUCCAUACCAGCAGGCCCUUGGCAUGCCUGACAUGAUGAUGAGGAUGCAGUACGACGCCAAGGACCCCUUCGCGGGGAUGAGGAAGAUGGCAGGAGCUGAUCCAUAUAUACCAAGCCAGAUGUCCAGUGGUGGUAUGCAGGACUUGUACAGUCGGCCUCCAUCAGGCCUGAGCAUGAGCCAGCGGUCCCAGUAUCCCUAUGGACCGGGCUAUGACCGGAGACCUGACCAUAUGAUGGGGAUGGAGGGAACCAUGGGUCCGCCUGGAAGUCAGAAUAACAUGGGACACUCUAAUAGUGAAGGCAACAUGUAUUCUCCCAGCAGAUACUCCUCACAUCAGAGACAUGAAGGUUAUGGUCAGCAGUAUCCCAGCAUGCCAUAUGGCAUGCAUCCAUCUGGGAUGUAUCCACAGCAACAGGGCUACAAACGACAGUUGGAUGGAAUGUAUGGUCCCCCACCCAAAAGACAUGAGAGUGACAUGUACGCUAUGCAGUACACCAACCAGCAGCCGGAUGUGUACAAUCACUACAGUGGUGGGUAUUCAGGCCCUGAUCACAGACCCAUCCAAGGACAGUUCUCUUACCCGUACCAUCGUGACCGAAUGGCCCCAUCGGGCCAGAGCCAGCACAGUAUGAUGGGUGGGGGUCCUGCUUCUAACCAUGCUCCUGAAGGACCUAACAUGUGGCCUUCAAGAACAGACCUCAGCUAUUCCUACCACAGCAGACAGGGGCCACCGUCGCAAAUGCAGCCAUAUGGUUCUAUUUGCAGAGAUGACAUUGAUGGUCGCUCCACGCACGACCAUUGGCUCCGUCAGCCUCCCUACUUAUCAUCAGGUGGCAUGGCCCCCAUGUCUUCACGUCAUUCAUCUUAUUCCAAUUCUCCAACCAUGGCCAACCAUCUGCCUCGAGCACCCAGCCCAGGGGCCUUCCAGCGCUCAAUGGAAUCUCGAAUGUCACCCAGUAAAGCCCCUUUCAUGUCUCCAAUGAAGAUGCCUAAGCCAGGGAUGGCCAUGAUGGGCUCACAAGGCAGUGGACCAAAUAGUCAGUUUCCUCCUAACCUGAGAAGGGACCUGAACUACCCUCCAGGGUCAGUCGAAGCCACAUUGCCAGCUCUAAAGCCAAGACGCAAGCUAACAUCAAAGGACUGUGGAACACCUGAAGCCUGGCGUGUGAUGAUGUCUCUGAAGUCUGGCCUGCUGGCAGAAAGCACUUGGGCAUUAGACACCAUUAACAUCCUGCUAUAUGAUGACAGCACAGUGGCCUCCUUCAACCUUUCCCAGUUGCCAGGAUUCCUUGAGCUAAUUGUGGAGUACUUUCGCCGCUGCCUGAUUGAGAUUUUUGGAAUCUUGGAAGAAUUUGAGGUUCGGACAAUGGUUCCCAAAAACAAUCUAGAUUGUGAUUCUACCCAGAAAGAGAAUGCUACCCUUGAGAAGGAAACUGACUCUGCAAACCUGUCAGGAUCUGAAUUAUCCUCAGCAACAGAAAUCCCGGAGAGGCAAACAGGAGUUAUCAAGGAGGAAAUUUUGCCUGUCACUGACGAGCAGGCUGAGGUGCCAGGAAAAGAGCAGGAUCCUGAUGUGACCAAGAAAAAGAAAAACAGUAAUAAAGGACAAGCAGAAAAAGGACUGAAAGAAGUGGAAGAAAAAGAAACUAAAAAAGAUGAUUUAGAUGAGCCUUCUGCAGAAACAGAAUCUAAACCUAAACAGGCCAGUAAAUAUGAUAAACUCCCCAUUAAGAUUGUGCACAAAGACCACCUGAUUGAAGACAUAACUGAGCGCUUGGGUUAUGUCACUGAGUUUGAAAGUGGGCUGCUACACUGGCAGGCAGGUGGAGGUGAUUCCACUGCACACAUUCAGACACACUUUGAACUGCGGAGUGAUCCGCCAGCCAGGGGGGGUACCAAAACAUUGAAUGAGAACAAACCGGAAAAUAAGAUGGAAGGGGAAGAUAGCAAAAAACUGAAACACAUCACCGCUACUAUUGAUGAUGUUCUGUGCGCCAGGGUUGACGCCCUGUCGUACGCCCAUCCUGCUCGAUCUUUGCCAUCUUACCCCUUCAGGGUGCAUCCAGACGGGGAGGAUGAUCACAUUACCCUUCUGGAGGAUGAGCCCCGCUGCCUAGAUGAGGCUCCGCUCUGCACAACCUCCUCCUGGCAGGACUCACUCUCCAAGAGGUGCCUUUGUGUUUCCAACAUCGUGCGAAGUUUGUCCUUUAUCCCUGGGAAUGACAGUGAAAUGUCUCACCAUCCUGCACUCGUUCUUCUUCUGGGCCGGCUGCUUUUGUUACACCAUGUUCACCCAGAGAGAAACAGGUCAGCACGGACCUACCAGAGGGAUGAACAACAGGAGCGAGGACUGUCAAGUAGCAAAGAGGAGUGGUGGUGGGAGUGCCUGAGUUUGCUCAGGGAGAAUGCCAUGGUCACGCUUUCUAACAUUGCAGGACACCUCAAUCUCUCAACCUAUUCAGAUACCAUCUGCCUCCCCAUCCUGGAUGGCCUUCUCCACUGGAUGGUUUGUCCCUCAGCUGAAGCGCAGGACCCCUUUCUGUCAACAUCCCCACACUCCCAUCUCACUCCCCAGAGACUGGUGCUGGAGUGCCUUUGUAAGCUCAGCAUCCAAGAUGGCAAUGUGGACCUCCUGCUAGCCACGCCACCUUUCAGCAGACAGGAAAAAUUUUUUGCAGUCCUGGUGCGAUACAUUGGUCAGAGGAAGGCACAGGUGUAUAGAGAAAUGGCAGUUGCUGUUCUCUCACACCUGGCACAGGGAGACCCCACCGCAGCACGUGCCAUCGCCUUGCAGAAGGCUAGCGUGGGUAACCUGGUAACCUUCUUGGAGGAUGGUGUCAGUAUGGCACAGUAUCAACAGAACCCUCACAAUUUGCUGCACAUGGGACACCCUCCAAUGGACCCUCCCAGUGUAAACAUGAUGUGCCGAGCAGCUAAAGGCCUCUUGGCCAUGGCUAAAGUGGAGGAGAACAAGAAAGAGUUUGUACUGUAUGAAAGCAGAUUAUUAGACAUCUCCAUUUCCUCAGUGCUCAAUACGGGGGUGGUUGCCAUCGUUUGCCAAGUUCUCUUUCACUUAGGGAAAUUAUGACAGGACUUAGAUUGCAGACAGUAAGACUAAAGAGAUAUCUCUGUGGUUUUCUAUUUUUAUUUAUCAAAAUGACAGGAAAUGUUUGUGGGUUUUUUUAAAAGAAAAAAGAAGUAUCUGCAUUAUUGUGUCUAUAUGUAUAGCUUCUGAGCCCUGUUAGAAAAAAAGUGGGCUCGGGACAUGAAAGCUCAUUUUAAUACAAAUAUUCAAUACCUGCUGGUGAUGGAUGGUUUCGUUUUUGUUUUGUUCUCGUUUACUUUUUCAGCCAAAAGCUGCCACCAGAUUUUGGUGCUGAAUAGUUCGUUCCUUUGAAGUUAAUGAGCUGUUUUUCAGUUUUAUAAAUAUGAACAUGCUCAUCAGCAUUUUUGUUGAUGGAGAGUAUUUAUUUAAGAUGUGACACUGUACAGUUGUUUGAACAUUUUUGCCAACAGUUGGGUGAAGAAAGGACCGGGGUAAAAGUAAAACAUGGACUUUUUAAAUGAAAAUGUUUUUGUCUCCAUCGCUGGAAGAUGAAUUGUGCAAUAGGACCAGAACGAGUUGUCCCUUUUUUUGAAAAACAGGAGGACGUGAAACUUCAAGUAGCUGCAGUGUGUGCUUUGGGCCAUGUGGAGGCAGCAUUGCACCAGCCAAUCAACAAAAGAGCUUAGCGACUGUCAAAAACACACUUUCUAAUUUAUCAAUCAUAGCCUCAAUGACUGUCACUGACGAUAUUUCUGUUUACCCAACACGUGUGUUAUGUCUGUAUUUUUCAUCAAUGUGUAUUUAAAACUUUGUGCAAUGGACGCACAUGACUCUUUCAGUCUCUAUCGUGCAUCACAGCAGAUGGGAGUUUCAGACUAUUACAGAAAAAAUUCUUUUAUUGAUGUUAAAAUUUCGUAAUGUUAUUAUACAUAUUUUGUUUAUUGGGUCAAAUAUUUGAACCUCCCAGAUGUACCCGAUGUCUCAGUGUAAAAAAAAACAAAAAAACAUUGUAUGCAUUGUAUUAUAGCUGAGAAAACAAUCGCUUUGGUAAUUAAAAUGUGGAAGUGCCAGGGUGAGAGGAUAACUACCGCUACAUGAAAAAAAAUAACAUAUUUCUUUUUGUUACAGUUCUUCAUUCAUGUCAAUGGGCAUAUUUUUAAAACUCUACAUACUUCUCUGAAACAAACAUGUGAAAAGAACUGUCAGAAAUGUCCUGAGAGCUCAUUGUAAAAUUUGCCUUUUUUCGUAUGACUCCUUGUCUUUUUCUUCCGUAAACACAUUUAUACUCUGUGCUGCACAUGUCACAAAUAAAUGUACGAUGACCAUCGUUAAGCACUGAAGAAGUUGCAUUAUGUCCUGACAAUCUUAGGCCAAUAAACAAACAUCAACUGCUUA